This is a messenger RNA of Prorocentrum cordatum, 2250 nucleotides long. The record is from the annotation of a GenBank genome assembly. NCBI's taxonomy places the organism in Eukaryota, Dinophyceae, Prorocentrales, Prorocentraceae.
AUGACGCUCACGCGCAUCGCGACCUUCAAGCUACGCAGUGCACACAUCCCACACCACGUGAAGAGCUACGACAUGCGCAACGCUUUCGGCACAGGCGACACUGACCAAGUACUGGCAGCACAUCGUGUACGCACCGACGACCCCCACUUUGAGGACAUGCUCACGCAACAUCGACUCGGCGCCACCAUGCGCAUCGAUGCCAGCGACGACAUAAUCGGGCUCCACCCAUGUAGUGGAGGCCGCAUGGGCGACAGCAACGAGCCCGAGCUCUUCAUGGAAUCCUUCUAUCCACUAAUCAUCGACUGGGACCAGGAGACAUUAGUACGACUCGCCACCAGCAGCGCCACCAGGCAGGCCGAACGACAACUCAGCGGCACAUGCAUGACCAUUCUUAUCCACCUCGGCUCCUACAUCCAUGUCGACGGCUACGACGCCCGCGAGGACCUCCUCAGUGCCCUUGCGGCCCCCAUCAGCGACGACCUCCGUGGCCUCUGGGACAUUGACGACGACAUUCGGAAGAUUUUCAGGGGCCCCGAGAUCCAGGGGGCAUUCCAGCAGAUCGAUUUCAGCUACCUACGGCAGGCGUACGUCUCGCAGUCUUGGGCCCCGCCAGGUCAUCACUACUUGCCACCCGAGACCCCUCUGGGAGACCCCGACAGCGACCCCAAGGAUCCGAACCCGUUCGUCUGCAACAUCGAGGGCUGCAUCAAGGUCGAGGGGACCAAGGGCAACAAGGGCCAACCGACGCCAGCAGCGGAUCAGGAGGACGACGACAUGGACGUGGAAGAGCAACAGAACGAGUCGCGCCGUGCUCGACGCAGAGGACAGCACACCGACAAGCAGUGGACGAACAAAGACAAGAACAUGCAGAUGCUGCUCACCUCGCUGAUGACACUCACACUCCAGAACACUCAGAACAUACGGAUGAUCAUGUGCACGGUGGCCGACACAUGGACGCUACCAAUCAACAGCCCGACAGUCUCCCACAUCUCGACGGAGCUCGAGGGCUUCAAGACACGGGUCAACAACUACCGCGCCAACAAGGACACCGAGGCGCUCAAAAUGCUAGGCCCACCGACCCCCGCACUCGCCCUUGCCAUAUUGGAGGGGCUAUUGACAUGCGAAGUGGGAGGUCGAGUUCGCAAAGAGAUCGAAGAGUACCUCGAGAAAUUCCAGCCAGAGGACCCUCAGCUCGAGCCACUGAUCGACGUAGAGACCCUCCAGACCGAAGUCGCCUUCCUGCGCAUCGACAAGACCCACGACCCGAACACCGCCAAGCUGAUCCUUGGCGCCAAGGACUGGCAGGGCCGAGGCCGCCAGCGGUUGCCGCGAAAGUCGCCGCCGCCGAAGCCGGCGGGCGUGGCCGCCCGCACCGCCGACGGCCUGAGGACCCAGCCAUUCCUUGUGGCCCCGCACGCGCGCGGGCGGCUGCUGGACGAGAAGGUCGGCUUCCUGUGCCGGCGGGACCUCUGCCAGUGGGACGCGCAGCGCGUCGGGGCUCCCGAGCGCUCCUGGCCCAGCCGCGGCGCCGCUGUGCCGGCGGCGGAGCUGUACGACCGCCGGCGCGAGGGAUGCCCCGAGUGGCUGCCCACGCGCAGGGUCCCGUCGGUGGAGGAAGGUGCCCGGCGCCUGGCGGAGGACCCCCCGCCGGUGCGCUCGCCGCGGAAGGCCCCCAGCCGGCCGACGUCCGCGCUGCCCAGCCGCGCCUCCAGCCGGCCGACGUCCGCGCUGCCCAGCCGCGCCCCCAGCCGGGCGACGUCCGCGCUGCCGGGGCGGGCGCCCAGCCCUUCUUCUGCGCUGCCCAGCCGGCCGUCCUCGGCACUGCGUCUCGUGAACCGGCCAGCGUCGGCGAGCCGCUCGGCGAUGAGCUUCUCCUGCUCGGCGCCGUCAGAGGCGCGCCCGCUGGGCUCGAGUCCCCGCAGGCGCCCGCCGGGGGCGCCGCGGCAGUCACAGCGUCCUGCAGCGUGCCCCUGGUGCCGCUGGGCCGAGCCCGGCGUCUGCGCCGGCUGCGCCGCUGGCUGACGGCCUCCUCCCCUCGCCGCGGGCCGCGAGCCCCGCCUGGAUCGGAGAUCGGCACGUUGUCAAACGACGAGGAGGAGAAGGAGGAGGAGAAGGGGGCAAGCUCUGACUCCGCGGGGCGCGUGCGGCCGCGGUGCUUUUCCCGCCUCUCGCGGGCGCCGCGCGCGACGCGCCGGCCACUGCUCCUUGGCGCGACUCCGCGUGACUGCCCGGCGUCCUCGCCGAAAGAAG